GGAUCAUCUCCCUAUAUUUCCUACUUGUCCUCACCUUAUAUCUCCUUUAUACUCUCACUCACUCACUCUUCCCUUCACUUCCUAAUCCUACACACUCCCACUUUAUCCACUUGGCAUAUUUCUCACCACAUUACUACUCCGUACUAUACUAUGGCCACCAUCCACCACCAAUCUUACCACCACUCUUCCCCUUACUCGGUGGCUCGCCGCCCUCGACGACACUCCUUAGACUCUUCCAUUCCUUCUUCCACCACCACCACCUCCUCCUCCUCAAUCUCCCUCAAACACCCCAACACCAUCUCCCUCUCAUCUCACAUGAUCACAUUCCCCCUCCUCUCCUCCCCUUCCGCCACUACAACCAACACUCCCACCACUACCCCUGACACCGCCUUUUCCCUCGACGUCCUCCAACGCCACCUCGCCUCAGGAGACUUCCGCCAAGCAGACGAAGAAACCCGCCGUCUCAUCAUCGUUUUAGCCGGCGAAGCCGCCGUUAAGCGCGGCUACGUCUUCUUCUCAGAAGUCCAGUUCAUGCCUAGCGACGACCUUAAGGCAAUCGAUGAGCUCUGGCUCAAGUCAAGCGGCGGCCGGUUCGGGUACAGCGUUCAGAGAAAGAUAUGGUUAAAGCUUGACAAAGACUUCACCAGAUUCUUCAUCAAAGUCGGGUGGAUGAAGAAACUCGACACCGAAGUUGAGCAGUUUAAUUACAGAGCUUUCCCUAAUGAGUUCAUCUGGGAACUUAAUCCUACUCCUCCUCCUACUACUAAUGCUAAUGAUGCUGCUAAUGAUAAUAAUAAUAAUGAUAUUAGGGUUAAUGAUGCUCCUCCUGAAGGGCAUUUGCCAUUAACAAAUGCAUUAAGAGGAACUCAGCUGCUAAAUUGUAUAUUAACUCAUCCUGCAUUUAAUGACGAUGGAAGUGAUAAGGUUGAAGAUGAUGAUGAUAACCAAGGUGUGGUUGAGGAAAGUGAUAAGAAGAAAUCGAGGUUUGCUACUUUGAGGGAUAAGUUGUUUAAGCCUAAUUAUAGUUUUUGAUUUUAUUAGUUAGGAAGUGAUUAAUUUAAGAAAAAAAGAAUAAUGUUGAGUUUUAUUAUUUUUGUAUUUAUAAAUAUAGUAGUGUUUUACUCCA
This is a messenger RNA of Spinacia oleracea (spinach), 1126 nucleotides long. RefSeq names its product tetrapyrrole-binding protein, chloroplastic. Gene Ontology annotation, biological process: chloroplast-nucleus signaling pathway. Gene Ontology annotation, molecular function: tetrapyrrole binding. The record is from RefSeq and is a predicted model, not a curated record. The transcript has a single exon. NCBI's taxonomy places the organism in Eukaryota, Viridiplantae, Streptophyta, Magnoliopsida, Caryophyllales, Amaranthaceae. Gene Ontology annotation, cellular component: chloroplast. The coding region runs from base 151 to 1032 and encodes 293 amino acids.